AUGGCCCAGGUUGCGAAUCUGGCUCUCGACCGGGGCGAUCCUCGGCUUCAUGAGAAGGAGCGUGAAGUUCAGGAUACACUUGUUUCGGCGCAAGCUGUGGGUGUCGCCCUUCGCCCGCAACAUCGCAAGCUCCACGAUCGCAGCGUCACGUUUGAAGAGUACCAUUAUUAUGCCCAACGGACUCGCGCUGAGGAGGACUUGUUGACUGAAAAGGAAACCGGGGUCCUGUCGAUCAUCUUCCCUUCCAAGAAUGAUUCGGGUGUCCAGCCUGAAACCAAGAAUGUGACCCGAGAUGCCUCGACCAUGAAUAUUAGCAGCGUGGAGAAUCGAAGGCUCAUCACCGACGAGGAAUGGAUCAAUGCCUCUCGCGCGCUUCGCACUGCCAGCCGAGGUGCUAUCUUCUAUCUUAUCACAACUGAUAUCCUGGGGCCCUUUGGCUUGCCAUAUGCCUUUGCUACCAUGGGCUGGGGCCCUGGUGUGGCUUUGUACACCGUCUUCGCCAGCCUCGCGGGCUAUUCAGGAUACCUUCUAUGGGAGACAUUCCUUGGGUUGGACUCUUACCAGUUCCCACUUCGCAGUUUCGGAGAUAUGGCCUUCCGUCUGUAUGGACCGUGGAUGCAGCAUCUUUUCAACUUCCUGCAGAGUGUCCAACUUGUGCUGAAUGUUGGCUUGAUUAUCAUCUCCAACGGAGAAGCAUUAUCCCAGGCCGCCCAAUUCAAGCUCUGCUAUAUCAUUUGCUGUCUCAUCUGGGCUCUGGUUGGCUUUGUCCUUGGUCAGGUUCGUACCUUACAAAAGUUUGGAUGGCUAGCAAACGCAGCUGUCUGGUUUAACCUUCUCUGUAUGUUCAUUACCAUGGGUGGCGCUGCCCACACGCCUCCCAACUAUGCGGGCAGAUCCCAGUCUGCUGGGCAUAGUAUCGGCGAUGGCUCAUCUGUCGAGCCUGUGAACGGCGUCUUUCCAUCUGUGAUGACCACUGGAGGUAUCCCUAACACUGGCGACUUUGCUGCCACCGUUAGCGGGGCCAUGCAGGCAGUCUUUGCCUACGGUGGUGCCAUGGUCUUCCCGGAGUUCAUGGCUGAGAUGAAGCGUCCCAAAGACUUCUUGACCGGCAUGUGGGCCGCCCAAGCUUUCAUUUACUUCUGCUACAUGUUCUACGGACUGUUUAUGUACGGUUAUCAGGGGCAGUACUCUAUCAACCCGACAUAUCUUGGCAUCAGUAAAUACAGCAUUCAGACUGCCGGUAACGUCUUCGCUAUGCUCAGUGGAGUCAUUGCAGCUGGUUUGUAUGGCAACAUCGGCCUGAAAGUCCUCUAUAACAACCUUCUUGUCGGUCUGUUCGGUGCUCCUCCUCUGACAAACAACGCCGGAAAGUGGCUAUGGGCACUACUCAUUCCGAUCUACUGGGGCAUUGCCUUCGUCCUGGGUGCCGGUAUUCCGAACUUCUCCGGCCUAACAUCCGUGGUCGCGUCUUUCUGUAUCCUUCACUUUACCUACACGUUCCCUCCCAUGCUCGCCACUCUUUUCUGGAUCCACCGAGCAGCCAUGGACGAUGGAGAAGGGUUUAACCCCAUGACCGGUGCCACAGUGCGACAUGACCACGGCAUCAAGAGACUGGCUCGCGGAUUCGCUUCCCUAGGACCCAAGCGGAUUAUGCUUAGUGUAUUUAACAUAUUCUACUUCUUUGGUGCCUUGGCUCUGGCGGGUCUUGGCGCCUACUCCGCCAUCGUCACUUUGAAGUCUGCUUAUGCGGAGAGCGUGACCACUUCAUUUGUGUGCACGAGCCCAGUGGAUGGUUAG
This is a messenger RNA of Penicillium atrosanguineum, 1797 nucleotides long. RefSeq names its product putative amino acid transporter. Gene Ontology annotation, cellular component: vacuolar membrane. Gene Ontology annotation, molecular function: amino acid transmembrane transporter activity. Bases 1 to 1797 code for a protein of 598 amino acids. Gene Ontology annotation, biological process: amino acid transmembrane transport. The transcript is spliced from 3 exons. The record is from RefSeq and is a predicted model, not a curated record. Lineage: Eukaryota; Fungi; Ascomycota; Eurotiomycetes; Eurotiales; Aspergillaceae.